UGAGGCACUCAAGCUGUCACACCACGGCAAGAACAGUACAGACCAUUGUUUUCCUCAAGACACCUGUGGACUUAAUGAUCCUCAACAUUUCACCAGUGACCAGUAUAAAGUCCAGUCAGAUGAAGUUGAAGGUCCAAUAAUUGGUGAUCAUGAAACUCAGGAGUCAGAAGGUGGAGAAGCUGAUCUACACAAACAUCGAGGUAACUGUAAGAAGAAUCCAGGUCAUAAACAGUUUAUACCUGUUGAUACAUUCACCAAGAAACAUUUACCUGGAGUUCUACAAGACAUAGAUUUGUAUGAAUACAUCAAAGCUACAGCUGAUCUGACAGUCAGAGUAGAUGUGAAAAUGUCCAGUCCACGCAGACCAAAGUUUUGGCCAAAGACAACUCAACCAUAUCCAUUUUAUAACAUGAGUGAGAAAAGAAACUUGAGGACAGGAAGUGGAACAGUGAGGUGUGUAACCAAGUUUCAAGAUGGAGUCUCACAAGAUGGAAGAAAUAAAGAUGUUGGCCACACAAAUUGUUGUUGUAGAAAAUGUAAUGUGUCAGAAUCACCCAGCAAUGUGUACUGGACUUUGAAUGUGUUCACAGCCACACAUGUGGUUUUUGAUGACAUUGAGGCCAGUCACACGACCUUGAGAUUGUUUUAUGAUAGAGAUGAUAGUCCAGUAAUCAGUUUAGAUGAGGUCGGUGUUUCAGAAGCAAAUAUUGAGAAUGACUUCUGUAGUUUGUACUGUGUGACAUGUGACGAAACUGUAGGAAAUAAACUGAUGGAAAUGUAUGAACAUUUUUAUAAAGUCUGGUUGAAAUUCUAUAGAAAAUACUUGGAAUCUAGAUCUAAUCACAAGUUGACCUUUAUAGUGUCACAUCCUCAUGGAUGUUCUAAACAGGUCAGUGUUGGUCAAUGGGAGGACAUGUACAAGGUGGGUGAUAGAUCUCAGCUUACUUAUACAACUUGUACAUGUCCAGGAAGUAGUGGAGCAUAUGUUAACUGUCUGGGGUAUAAAAAUAGCUUUUGGACUUGGUCUGAAUGUGUCCACAGUAAAAGUUUAAAGUCUGGAUUAAAUUCCAGUGGAAUUGGUUAUCUCUAGUGGGUUGUUUCCCUUGUGAGUUGUCAAGCUCCACCAUGAAGAUGUUUAUCUUUGAGGACAUGAAAAUAAAAAAAAAAACGUGCUAAUCUCUUAUAUU
Molecule: messenger RNA, 1187 nt
Organism: Biomphalaria glabrata
Lineage: Eukaryota; Metazoa; Mollusca; Gastropoda; Planorbidae
Exons: 4
Coding region: 347-1090 (247 amino acids)
Source: RefSeq, a predicted model, not a curated record